UCAUAUAUAAUCUUCUGCAUCAAAUGCUAUAAUAGCAUGCCAUUGUUUAUCAAAUGGGUGGAGGUUACUCUGUAAUAAUAUCGCCAGAGCAACAACCUAUUAUGCUCACAACUUUUUUUUUUCUUCACCACCCAAGUUUUUUUUUCUAUGUUCAGUCUGACUGGGUGUGUCUCUGCUCUGUAACAUGAGAGCCACAUGACCAAUAGGAAGACAAACAGACUUGAAGUUAGUGUAUUUCUUCCGCAAACUCUUUAAGUGUUUUGCUGUGUGGUAAGAGGAGCAAGAGAGCAGGCCACAGUCCAACAACACUGGAAUAAAACUAAUCAGUCUGAGCAACAUCAGCAAAGAUGGCAAACCAGCUACAGAAGCUUGUAGCAGAGAAGAAGGAUAUGGUGGAGACUGUGAUGGAAGUGUUUGAACAGGGAGCUGAGGUAGUGGCCAGUAUCGCUGGUGACCUCUUCCCUGUUUUCUCCAUCGCUGCUCCGGUUGUUAAACUGGCUCUGGACAAUGUGGAGAGCAAAGAGGCUGCAUUCAUGAAGGAGCAGUUUCAGAAGGUACGAGACCGCCUGGAGGUUAUGUCCGAGGAGAUUCAGCGAAUCAAUGAAGAGAUCAAAAAGAGCGGGAUGGAUACUGCAUAUUUCCCAGUGGAGGAGAACAUCACUAACCAGUUCAGGAAGUACAUGGACAUACUUAACGCCAAACCCAAGUUUAGGGAGGUCAAAAAGAAGCUUUUCCUGGAGCAUUUUGCCAAUACCGGUGGUGACAAAAACAUUAACACCCUCUACAACGUUGUGAUGGGAGAAAGCUUCUCUGGGGAAUCUGUGCUGGAGAUCACCCUGAACUAUGAGGAGAAAAGUCGCCGGCCGAUGGAAGACUUCUGCGCCAGGCUCAAGAAGCUUUUCUGCAUCGGACUCAUCGCACUGUUGGGCCACGCUGCUCUGAAGGGAUAUGAUGAGGAAGAUGCGCUUCUGAAAGAGUGGGGUGAGAAGAUGAAUGCCGUCCAGGCUAAAAUGAACGCUGUGAUUGAAGACUGCAUUGUCAGCUUCCCCAAACAGGCCGAGCUGGAUUCCCGCCGACUGGUGAGAGAUCAGUCAGACUUAACCAACCAACAGUUAGCUGAUGCUAUCAUUGAGAAGCUGAAGAAGAAGUACGACUGGGUGGGCUGGUCUGUGCGCAUAUUUAGGUCCCCCUCAGGCCUCUUUGCCAGCAAAAAGGAGUUCCACUGCUCGACAGGGAAGAGUCGCUUCCAGGUCCCAGCAUCUGAUGAGAAACUUAACGUCUGGGUGUCCUACAGCUCCUCGGCUGAGCCUGUGGAUAAGAAUCACAUCCAGCAGCUGAUCCAGAGUCAGAAGAAACUCACAGUAGUGGGUGUAGCAGAGCUCCUGUUUGAGAAGUUACCUGGCGACUGUGUGGUCCACACGGUCAAAACCAGCAAAGACCUGGCCUGCACCUGGAGCUUCAGCGACGAGCUCCACUACUGGGAGGAGCACAAAAACUUCUACGUCUGUGUUCACUCUGCUUGAUGCUCAAAAAAACUCUCAAAAGUCACUCUGUUUAUUUGUGGGUUACUUCAUGUUUGCACGAAUAAUCACAGAGUCUAUUGCUGCCUCUCUGCUUGGCCUUAGCAGUGAAAUAUUCCACAGUAUGUGCCUUAAUUCCAUCUCUCUGUUGUAAGUGAAUCUUUCUUUUUUCUAAGAAUGUUUACUUAGUUUCUUGCAGACAUGAGGUGAAACCACAGUAAUGACCUUUCUGAUCUCACACAGCUGUGCUUUGCUCACUUCUUAAAACAGACAGAAGUGCUCACCCCUUGGUUUAGUCUAUAUUAUAUUCUAGUGUCUCUUUUUGUUAUGGAAGUAGUGAAUUUUGAAAGUUAACAACAUCCAAACUGACUGUUUCUGGGAAAUUCUGUCAUAAGCUCUACAUCUGUAUCUUUUCUACUGUAGUCAAAAAGUUCAGGAGGAUGUGGUUGUUUUGUUACAGCGGGACGUGCUGGAAAAUAUGUUGAUUUAGAGAAUCAAGCUGCCAUACAGAGAUUAUGUUUUGCUGGUAGUGAUAAGCAGUGACCUCGCCCUGAUGAGGACGUAUGCACCAAAUCCAUGAGAGAAAAUGGCUCCAGACAUUUAUAGAGAAUAUAUCAGAAGCCUUAAACUCUUCUUUUUGGUUUCCCCCUUUUGUAUUAAUCUGACAGAAAUAAUAAACCUUGUUACUGGCUGCUAUACAGCACAAACAAAACACAAAAAAGCAGAAGAGACAAAACCUCAAACGACAUUUGCUGUACAGGCCUGGUACCCAUGAAACUUUAUUUACACACCCUGCCAUGAACAUGCCGGGGCGUAGUGAUAGCAACACUUUGUUUACAUACAGAUGCCUUGCAUAGUUCCUCUUGUGUUAUAUCUUUACCUGAUUAUGCAACACAAAGUGGGAACAUGUACCUGCUUAAAACUCCCAACUUCAUUCACUUUGUACUUUUAUAUAGGAAUAAACUGUUUGUUGGAUUUCAGACAAUGUAAAUUUUGGUUUUGGGAUUUGAGGUAUUUUCAUCUAAAGUUGUAUAAUCUUACCAUGACGUUGACACUAUAUUGCAAGAACAAAAAUAUGUCAUAGAGACACUGCAGAAUAUUCUUUAUACCGUGUACACCACUAACCUCUUCUUGUACACCACUGUAAUCUGUGUGCUUCUUCAUUGUUGUCAGUAUAAGUGUAAUGCACUUCUUUGAACAUUUUAUUUUCUGAAAGCAUGCCCUAUAUUUGCUGUAAAAGAAAUGUCGAUGUUGCACCUUUGUUUUUAUUAUUUCUACUUCCAGUGUGUUUGGGUUGUCAGUGUCUCAGAUUCAAAAUCUCAUGGGUAGACCAAAGCAAUGAAUGUAUUAAAUCUUCCAAAUAAACUCAAUUAAACUUGA
This is a messenger RNA of Lates calcarifer (barramundi perch), 2900 nucleotides long. RefSeq names its product rapunzel 4 (gene rpz4). Lineage: Eukaryota; Metazoa; Chordata; Actinopteri; Centropomidae. The coding region runs from base 348 to 1523 and encodes 391 amino acids. The record is from RefSeq and is a predicted model, not a curated record. The transcript is spliced from 3 exons.